GCUGUUUCUGCGACGGAAGUGGGAAGUCAGAGGAGGCUGUACCUGCUGUACAGCUGUGCUCCGUGGCUAACAGCUAACCUCCGUUGUGAAAGUAUCGGGAUCCGCUAAUUAAAUAAGUCAUCUCGACAGCCACUCUGAGACUCUGACUUUAACAUGGGAAAAGGUGGAGGCACAUUUGAAAGGCUUCUCGAUAAAGCCACCAGUCAACUGCUUCUGGAGACUGACUGGGAAUCCAUCCUGCAGAUCUGUGAUCUCAUUCGACAGGGAGACACACAAGCUAAAUAUGCCAUUGGGGCCAUUAAAAAGAAGCUGAAUGACAAAAAUCCACACGUGGCGAUUUAUGCACUUGAGGUCUUGGAGUCAGUGGUGAAGAACUGUGGCCAGACGGUGCACGAUGAGGUGGCGAGUAAGCAAACCAUGGAGGAACUGAAGGAGCUACUUAAGAAACAGACGGAACCAAAUGUCAGAAACAAGAUCCUUUACCUGAUCCAGGCCUGGGCUCACGCCUUCCGCAAUGAACCCAAAUAUAAAGUGGUUCAAGACACCUAUCAGAUCAUGAAAGUGGAAGGUCACGUUUUCCCCGAGUUCAAGGAGAGUGACGCCAUGUUUGCUGCUGAGAGAGCCCCUGACUGGGUUGACGCUGAGGAGUGCCACCGGUGCAGAGUCCAGUUUGGCGUUAUGACAAGAAAGCACCACUGUCGAGCCUGUGGUCAGAUUUUCUGCGGCAAGUGUUCGUCUAAGUACUCCACUAUUCCAAAGUUUGGGAUCGAGAAGGAAGUGCGUGUGUGCGAGCCCUGCUUCGAGCUGCUUAACAAGAAAGCUGAAGGAAAAGCCCCUUCCUCAGGCUCUGCUGAACUGCCACCUGAGUACCUGACCAGCCCACUGUCCCAGCAGUCACAGCUUUCGCUGUUGGACUCUCCUGCUAUAUAUUUCUCCUGCUCUUCUUUCUCACCAGAUGCCCCCAAGAGAGAUGAGGCUGCCCUGCAGGAGGAGGAGGAGCUGCAGCUGGCCAUAGCUCUUUCUCAAAGUGAGGCUGAGGAGAAGGAGCGAAUGAGACAUAAGAACUCGUACUCGAUGUAUCCCAAAACCGAUCCCACCCCAGUGACUUCCUCAGCUCCCCCAGUCAGUACCCUCUACACUUCCCCUGUGAACUCCUCUGCUCCAUCAGCUGAAGAUGUAGAUCCUGAGCUGGCCCGUUACCUGAACAGAACAUAUUGGGAGAAAAAACAGGAAGAGGCUCGCAAGAGUCCCACCCCCUCAGCCCCUGCCCCUGUGACAUUGGCUGAGCCACUUCCGGCAAUCAGUCAGCCCGUGGAAAGUCACGUCCCUGUCCAGCCUGUCAACAUAGUGGAGCAGUACCAGAAUGGCGAAUCAGAGGAGAACCAUGAGCAGUUUCUGAAGGCUCUGCAGAAUGCUGUCACCACCUUCCUGAACCGCAUGAAGAGCAACCACAUGCGUGGGCGAAGCAUCACUAACGACAGCGCCGUGCUCUCACUCUUCCAGUCCAUCAACAACAUGCACCCACAGCUUUUGGACAUCCUCAACCAGCUAGAUGAGAAGCGAUUGUAUUAUGAAGGGCUGCAGGACAAGCUAGCUCAGGUUCGUGAUGCUCGGGCCGCUCUCAACGCACUCCGGGACGAACACAGAGAGAAACUGCGUCGCGCUGCAGAGGAAGCGGAAAGACAGAGGCAGAUCCAGCUGGCACAAAAACUGGAGAUCAUGAGGCAGAAGAAACAGGAGUACCUGGAGAUGCAAAGACAGUUGGCCAUUCAGCGCCUCCAGGAGCAGGAGAAAGAGAGGCAGAUGCGUUUGGAGCAGCAGAAGCACACCAUCCAGAUGAGGGCCCAGAUGCCUGCUUUCUCUCUUCCCUAUGCCCAGAUGCAGUCUUUGCCCCCCAAUGUCGCGGGAGGGGUGGUAUACCAACCCGGUGCUCCGCCCAGCUACCCAGGCACUUUCAGCCCCGCUGGUUCUGUGGAGGGUUCACCUAUGCACAACAUCUAUAUGAAUCAGCCAGGGCAGACUGCACCAGCACAGUACCAGGCUAUGCCUGGUCCUACCACAGAUCCCAAUAUGGUUAAUGCAUACAUGUACCCACCUCCAGGAACUAAUGGGCAGCCCGCUCCUCCGCCUGGUCAGGCUCCACCCACAACUAGUCCACCCUACUCCACCUAUCAGCCCACACCUACGCAGGGUUACCAGAAUGUGGCCUCUCAGGCGCAGAGUAUGCCCCCCAUGUCCCAGGCACCCCCCACUAACGGUAUGGGUUAUAUGGGUUACCAGCCAUACAAUAUGCAGAACAUGAUUUCAGCAUUGCCGGGACAGGACCCCAAUAUGCCCCCCCAACAGCAGUACAUGCCAGGCCAGCAGCCCAUGUAUCAGCAGGUUGCUCCCCCUGGUGGCCCCCCGCAGCAGCAGCAACAGCCGCAGCAGCCGCAGCAGCAGGCACCUCAAGCCGUGCCGGGCAGCGCAGAGGCACAGCUCAUCUCCUUCGACUGA
This is a messenger RNA of Maylandia zebra (zebra mbuna), 2496 nucleotides long. The record is from RefSeq and is a predicted model, not a curated record. NCBI's taxonomy places the organism in Eukaryota, Metazoa, Chordata, Actinopteri, Cichliformes, Cichlidae.